AUGGUUAAUAUUCCCAAGUGUUUAUAUAGUCUCCAGCAGCAGCACCGGGCUCUUCAGCACUGGGCCAGCUCCAGCACCAUGCCUGGCUUCUUGCAGAUUACCCUGGCCUGCAGGAAAUACCUGAUCACGGUGCUUGUUCCCCUCUUGUUUCUUCCUCUGCCUCUGGCUGUUCCUACUAAGGAGGCCCAAUGUGGUUAUGUUAUCAUAGUGAUGGCACUGUUUUGGUGCACGGAAGCGUUGCCCUUGGCUGUCACAGCUCUCCUCCCUGUCCUGCUCUUCCCGCUAAUGAAUAUCAUGGAUUCGACAACGGUGUGCCAAGAGUACCUGAAGGACACCAAUAUGCUUUUCAUUGGGGGACUGCUGAUGGCCAUUGCUAUUGAGAGCUGGCACCUACACAAGCGUGUUGCUUUGCGGGUCCUGCUUAUCACUGGUGUCAGACCAGCCUUGCUUCUCAUGGGUUUCAUGAUCGUGACUGCCUUCCUGUCCAUGUGGAUCAGCAAUACUGCUACCACUGCCAUGAUGGUUCCAAUAGCGCAAGCAGUGCUGGAUCAGUUGCAUCAGACAGAAAUAGACUCUAAGUCAGCUGGCGAAACAGCUGAAAACAUCAAUAAAGCCUUUGAACUGCAGGAAGAGUCAACUAAACCAGGUAGCUCCAAAGAAACAGAGGGAAAAGGUAAUAGUAAUGUCCUGACAGUUGAGGAAAACAGAAAGAGAAAUGAAAGCCUGCUCGAGGAGGAACACAAGAAAUUCAGCAAGGGAAUGUCUCUCUGUAUUUGUUACUCCGCCAGUAUUGGAGGGAUUGCAACUCUGACUGGGACAACACCAAACCUGAUACUGCAAGGACAAGUUGAUGAGCUCUUUCCCAGCAAUGGCAAUGUCAUCAACUUUGCCUCUUGGUUCUCCUUUGCCUUCCCCACCAUGAUCUUGUUACUGGCUUUGGCUUGGAUUUGGCUGCAGACACUGUACUUGGGCUUUAAUUUUCACAAGAACUUUGGUUGUGCUACAAACGCCUCUGCAAAGGCAAAGGAGCAACAGGCCUAUGACGUUAUCAAGGAGGAGAGCAAGAAAUUGGGCUCAAUGAGCUUUGCAGAAAUUGCAGUUUCGAUCCUCUUUGUACUACUGGUAGUGCUCUGGUUUACAAGAGACCCUGGCUUCAUACCAGGCUGGGCAACAGUUCUGUUCAACAAAAAUGAUACGAGCUAUGUCACUGAUGCUACAGUUGCCAUCUUCAUCUCAAUUCUGUUGUUCAUCAUCCCUUCUGGCAUGUCAGUCAGACACAAAGACCAAACAGGCAGCAAGCCAAGGAUCCAAGCACCCCCAGCUCUCCUGGACUGGAAAGUGGUUCACCAGAAACUGCCAUGGAACAUUGUGCUUCUGCUGGGAGGUGGCUUUGCCUUAGCCAAAGGCAGUGAGGAGUCUGGUCUGUCCUCAUGGCUAGGAAGCAAACUCACUCCUCUGCAGCAAAUCCCUCAUCCAGCUAUUGGUCUCCUGUUGUGUCUCCUUAUUGCCACUUUCACUGAGUGUGCCAGCAAUGUGGCCACCACCACCCUCUUCCUCCCUAUUCUGGCUUCACUGGCUGAAGCGAUCUGCCUCAAUCCACUCUAUGUCAUGCUGCCCUGUACACUUUCUGCAUCGUUGGCAUUCAUGCUCCCAGUGGCCACUCCUCCUAAUGCCAUUGUCUUCUCAUGCGGACAACUCAAAGUCAUAGAUAUGGCCAAAGCUGGAUUUGUACUCAACAUUCUGGGAGUUCUGACGAUAAAUCUAGCCAUCAACACCUGGGCUUCAUCUUUGUUCCAACUGCAAACUUUCCCAUCUUGGGCAAAUAGGACAGGAUUGUUUGAUAUUCCUGGGCAGACAUGGGGAGAAGCAAAGAGGGUUAUACAUGAAAAGAAUAAAUUGAUUAAUUCAAGUUUCUUCGUUCAUGAGAAUGACAGGAAAACAUGGCUCAUGUUUGUCAAGAUAGUAGCCACACGACUAAGAACAAAGUAG
This is a messenger RNA of Nestor notabilis (Kea), 1989 nucleotides long. RefSeq names its product solute carrier family 13 (sodium-dependent dicarboxylate transporter), member 2 (gene SLC13A2). Lineage: Eukaryota; Metazoa; Chordata; Aves; Psittaciformes; Psittacidae. The record is from RefSeq and is a predicted model, not a curated record. Gene Ontology annotation, molecular function: transmembrane transporter activity. Gene Ontology annotation, biological process: monoatomic anion transmembrane transport. Gene Ontology annotation, cellular component: membrane.